Daldinia loculata is the source of this 1911-nucleotide messenger RNA. RefSeq names its product WD40 repeat-like protein. The record is from RefSeq and is a predicted model, not a curated record. The transcript has a single exon. Lineage: Eukaryota; Fungi; Ascomycota; Sordariomycetes; Xylariales; Hypoxylaceae. Gene Ontology annotation, molecular function: protein binding. The coding region runs from base 216 to 1685 and encodes 489 amino acids.
CCUUUAUUUUAUCUUGAUGUUGAAAUACCUAGGUACAUAGGGAGGUAUGUAUGUACCCGAUAUGACAGUAUGAGCAGCAUCGAUUCAGCUAUCCCACUUUAUCUAUCAUUCUCCACUUUAUUUUUUCCCUUAUCCUGCAUCGAUUCUCUUCAAAGUCCAAAUUUUCUUGCGAAACUCAAACCGUCGAAGCCAGCUCAAAUCGAAAACGCAGCAGAAUGGGCAAACGAAAGCGGACAGAUGCUCCUGCCAACGGUGCCAAAACCCAGGAAUUGACUAUUCUAAAGAAACCCAAAACCACCGAGUCGUUACCAGCAGAGAGAAAGGGCUCUUCCCCAUUAACGAUCCAGGUCGUUACGGGUUCUUAUGAUCGAAUUCUUCACGGAUUGACAGCUACUAUCUCGGGCGACGACCAAGUCGAGUUUGCUGAUACCUUUCUCUUCAAUGCGCACAGCUCCGCAAUACGAUGUAUAGCACUCUCGCCCCCCUCGGCACCCGAACCGGGCAAGCUGCAGAAGGUCAUGCUGGCCUCGGGUAGCAGCGACGAGCGUAUCAACGUCUAUAAUAUCUCGGCGCACCCGCCUAGUCGCAAAGACCAGGACGUCCUAUCCUCCGUCAUGCCUCGAAAGACAUUAGAGAACCCCAAGAAUCGGGAGCUAGGAACACUAUUACACCAUUCAUCUACGAUCACCAAAUUAUCUUUUCCUACAAAAUCCAAGCUCAUUUCCGCCUCCGAAGACUCUACCAUAGCUGUCACAAGGACGAGGGAUUGGUCUCUACUGUCAACUAUCAAAGUCCCCGUACCGAAGCCUCUGGGUCGGCCGAGCGGCGAUACGGCAGCGCUAGGUGCGACGCCGGCCGGUGUUAACGAUUUCGCUGUACACCCGAGCAUGAAACUCAUGAUCAGCGUGAGCAGGGGCGAGAGAUCUAUGCGAUUAUGGAAUUUAAUGACGGCCAAGAAGGCCGGCGUACUUAAUUUUAACCGAGAUAUACUGCAAGAAGUAGGGGAAGGGAAGCAUUCGCUAGGGGAGGGCAGGAAGGUAGUUUGGGGUAGCACCGAGGACGGCGACGAAUUCUGUGUAGGGUUCGACAGGGACGCACUAGUGCUAGGCAUGGACAGCACACCAAAAUGCAGGGUUAUGCCGGACCCGAGGAGGAAGAUACACGAGCUCUGCUACGUCACGAUAGACGGCGCGAGCGAUUCGUCGCUGCUUGCUGUGUCGACCGAGGACGGGAAAAUCAUGUUCUUCUCUACAAAGAGCCAGGAUCUCACACCGGGUAAAUCGUCUACAGAUGGAAAGGAGAAGACGGCGUUGCCAGUAGCCAAGUUGAUUGCGGAGCUUGGUGGGAAGGAAGCAGGGGUUUCGGGACGUAUUAAAGACUUCAGCAUAGUAAAAGCCCCAGGGAAAGACGGAGCAGGCAGUUUGUUCAUAGCUGCGGGUAGUAGCGACGGGAAGCUUCGCGUCUUCAAGCUCGCCGUCGCGGAGCUUAAGGAGGCUAAGGCGACGAAGACGGUGGGCAAACUGCUCGGCACCUAUGAGACCCAGAACAGGAUAACGUGCGUGGAGGCAUUUGCGAUGAUACCCCGGCCGGAGGGCGUGGAGGAUAGCGAGGAUGAGAUGGAGGAUACGUCGGAGGAAGAUGAGAAUGAAGAUGAGAAAGACGAUGAAGAUGAUGAUGAGGAUUAAGAUAGAAGUAAUGAAUUGAAGCUUGUGAAUAAUGACCACCGCCUCGCAUCGCAUCAAAUAUAAUAAAUAACCUACCCCGGCGGAAAAACUCGAAUCAUCAAGACAAAUUAUAGUUAUGUUGCAAUAUCCAUUCCCAUCUCUGAAUCUAUGGUUAAGUCGGACGAUAUGCGCAAGUCAUCCGGAAUGAAUGCAUGGUUCGAUUAUAGGGGUAAGCCUUUGUCUUCAC